AUGAGUUCGUUCGGCUACGACCCGUACUUUUCGACCUCCUACAAGCGGCGCUACGUGGAGACGCCCCGGGUGCACAUCUCCAGCGUGCGCAGCGGCUACAGCACGGCGCGCUCCGCGUACUCCAGCUACUCCGCACCGGUCUCCUCCUCGCUGUCCGUGCGCCGCAGCUACUCGUCCAGCUCCGGCUCGUUGAUGCCCAGCUUGGAGAACCUCGAUCUGAGCCAGGUAGCCGCCAUCAGCAACGACCUCAAGUCGAUCCGCACGCAGGAGAAGGCACAGCUCCAGGACCUCAACGAUCGUUUCGCCAGCUUCAUCGAGCGCGUGCACGAGCUGGAGCAGCAGAACAAGGUCCUGGAAGCCGAGCUGUUGGUGCUGCGCCAGAAACACUCAGAGCCGUCCCGCUUCCGCGCCCUGUACGAGCAGGAGAUCCGCGAUCUGCGCCUGGCGGCGGAAGAUGCCACCAACGAGAAGCAGGCGCUGCAGGGCGAGCGCGAGGGGCUGGAGGAAACUCUGCGCAACCUGCAGGCGCGCUACGAGGAGGAGGUGCUGAGCCGCGAAGACGCCGAGGGUCGGCUGAUGGAAGCCCGCAAAGGCGCCGAUGAGGCCGCGCUCGCCCGAGCCGAGCUGGAGAAGCGAAUCGACAGCCUGAUGGACGAGAUCGCCUUCCUGAAGAAGGUGCACGAGGAGGAGAUCGCCGAGCUGCAGGCUCAGAUCCAGUAUGCGCAGAUCUCCGUGGAGAUGGACGUGUCCUCCAAGCCCGACCUCUCCGCUGCCCUCAAGGACAUCCGCGCUCAAUAUGAGAAGUUGGCUGCCAAGAACAUGCAGAAUGCCGAAGAGUGGUUCAAGAGCCGCUUCACGGUGCUGACCGAGAGUGCCGCCAAGAACACCGAUGCUGUGCGCGCUGCCAAGGAUGAGGUGUCCGAGAGCCGCCGCCUGCUCAAGGCUAAAACCCUGGAGAUCGAAGCAUGCCGGGGUAUGAACGAAGCUCUGGAGAAGCAGCUGCAGGAGUUGGAGGACAAGCAGAACGCAGACAUCAGCGCCAUGCAGGACACUAUCAACAAAUUAGAGAAUGAGUUGAGAAGCACGAAGAGUGAGAUGGCAAGGUACCUGAAGGAGUACCAGGACCUACUCAACGUGAAGAUGGCCUUGGACAUUGAGAUCGCAGCUUACAGGAAACUCUUGGAAGGUGAAGAGACCAGGCUCAGUUUCACCAGCGUGGGCAGUAUAACCAGUGGCUACUCCCAGAGCUCGCAGAUCUUCGGCCGCUCUGCCUACAGUGGCUUGCAGAGCAGUUCCUACUUGAUGUCUGCUCGCUCAUUCCCAGCUUACUACACCAGCCACGUCCAGGAAGAGCAGACAGAGGUGGAGGAGACCAUUGAGGCUGUCAAAGCUGAGGAGGCCAAGGAUGAACCCCCUUCUGAGGGAGAAGCAGAAGAGGAGGAGAAGGAGAAGGAGGAGGGAGAGGAAGAGGAAGGCGCUGAGGAGGAAGAAGCUGCCAAGGAUGAGUCCGAAGACACAAAAGAAGAAGAGGAAGGUGGCGAGGGUGAAGAGGAAGACACCAAAGAAUCCGAAGAGGAAGAGAAGAAAGAGGAAAGUGCUGGGGAGGAGCAAGCAGCUAAGAAGAAAGAUUAA
Cricetulus griseus (Chinese hamster) is the source of this 1632-nucleotide messenger RNA. NCBI's taxonomy places the organism in Eukaryota, Metazoa, Chordata, Mammalia, Rodentia, Cricetidae. The record is from RefSeq and is a predicted model, not a curated record.